GAGGACUUCUCCAUUUUGAAUGCUCGACAAUCUCCCUAAGCAGACGUCCAAAUGGCUGACACUCAUCUAGAAUACACCGUCAAUGUGGAUAUUGACGAUAUUACGUACACCGACACAGGAAAUUAAGAGGCCUAAGCAAAGAGCAGAAUGGUAUUUACUCACUCUGAUCUGAGAGGAGCAGCACAGAGACUCAGCUUUUAUGCUGUGAGCUUUCAACAUGCAGCGUGGCUUUAUGCAUUUGGAGAAGAGACGAAGAAGCCUCUAAAUAUCUUGCUGCAGAAAACAGCCUCCACUGCAGCAGCAUUUAUGAGAAUCAUCCUACACUGUCUUGUUUUUGUUUAAUGUCCUUGAGAAAUACCCAAAACUAAAAUCAUGAAUGAGACAGAAAACUGCAUCACCCCCUCUGCUGAGUACCAGUACUACUUCUUCCCAGCAGUCUACAUCUUUGCUUUAGUGGUUGGCCUCCCAGGAAACCUGUCUGCCUUCUUCGUCUUCGCCUUCAGGACCACUCCCCGCACCGCCUUCAGUGUCUUCAUCAGCAACCUGGCUCUGGCCGACAUCGUCAUCCUGUGCACUCUGCCCUUCAGGAUCCACUACCACCUCAAUGAAAACAACUGGAUCUUCGGGGACAUUGUGUGCCGUGUGACUGGGAUUCUGUUCUUCGCCAACAUCUACAUGAGCAUCUGCUUCAUGACGUGUAUCUGUGUGGAUCGCUACAUGGCCACAGUACAUCCACACACUUAUUUGCGGAUGAGGAGCCCUUGGUGCUCUCUGGUAGCCAGUGUGGUGCUCUGGUGUAUAGUCGGUGUGGCUAUGCUGGUCUUCGUCCUCAUGGGACCUCUGGAGACAAAUGAAGAUGCUUCUGGAAGCCACCGCUGCUUUGAGAACUUCGCCAAACAUGAGUGGAACACACGCUUGAGAGCGUACAGCCUACUUAGCUUGAUCAUCGGCUCCCUGCUGCCCUCCAUCAUCAUCCUGGUGUGUUACCCGCUGGCUGCCAGACGUAUCGCCAUGAUUAAGACCAAAACAGCACAAAAAGCGGUCAGGGUCAUCUACACCAUCCUGGCGAUAACGCUGCUCUGCUUCCUGCCAAACCAUGUAGUGUAUCUGCUUCACCUUCUUCGCCGCAUGGACGUUAUCAAGAGCUGCGCUGCAGCAAACGCCAUCUACCAGGCCAGGCGGGUCACCAUGGCGCUGGUCAUCCUCAACACAUGCCUGGACCCUGUGCUGUACUACAUCACCACCAAUCACUGCAAAUGGAAGAACUUUAAGUUGAAUUGUUCCUGGGGAAGAUUUAGAAGGCGAAGAGGGAUUUAUACUAUCUCAGCGAACUAA
Messenger RNA from Cheilinus undulatus (humphead wrasse), 1335 nucleotides. Its product is annotated as lysophosphatidic acid receptor 6. Gene Ontology annotation, cellular component: membrane. The transcript has 3 exons. NCBI's taxonomy places the organism in Eukaryota, Metazoa, Chordata, Actinopteri, Labriformes, Labridae. Gene Ontology annotation, biological process: G protein-coupled receptor signaling pathway. The record is from RefSeq and is a predicted model, not a curated record. Gene Ontology annotation, molecular function: G protein-coupled receptor activity; oxysterol binding. Bases 373 to 1335 code for a protein of 320 amino acids.